Molecule: messenger RNA, 8313 nt
Organism: Chiloscyllium plagiosum (whitespotted bambooshark)
Lineage: Eukaryota; Metazoa; Chordata; Chondrichthyes; Orectolobiformes; Hemiscylliidae
Source: RefSeq, a predicted model, not a curated record
UGGGCAUAGAUUCCAUUAACCAUUGCAAUUCCAGUGCGUUACAUGAAGCUCAGUAUUACCAGAUGACGGAGAGUGGGCUGGCUGCACCUUAUAGAAGGCGAGGAGGCCUGGUAGAUCACAGAGAUGUCAUCAAAGCACACGAAGCUCAUAAAAUGCACAGUACCCCUCAGGCAAAGAGAAAGGAAUGGGAAAUGGCAAGAUUUGGAGACGAGGUGCCGGCCAGGUAUGGAGCCGGCCAAGGAGGCGGAGGACGCGGCGGUAGCCGCCAGGGCGGACCGCCAGGAGCACCACAGAGGAUGUACAAGCAGUCGAUGGCCCAAAGAGCCCGGACCAUGGCUCUCUACAAUCCUAUCCCAGUCCGACAAAACUGCUUCACAGUUAACAGAUCUCUCUUUCUCUUCAGUGAAGACAACUUUGUAAGAAAAUAUGCCAAAAAGAUCACUGAAUGGCCUCCAUUUGAGUAUAUGAUUUUAGCAACAAUCAUCGCCAACUGCAUAGUUUUAGCUCUGGAGCAGCACUUGCCUGAUGAUGACAAGACUCCCAUGUCUGAACGACUGGAUGACACUGAACCAUAUUUCAUUGGAAUCUUUUGCUUUGAGGCAGGAAUUAAAAUAAUUGCUUUAGGGUUUGCUUUCCACAAAGGUUCUUACUUACGGAAUGGCUGGAACAUCAUGGAUUUUGUUGUGGUCCUGACUGGUAUUGUUGCUACAACAGGGGCAGAAUUCGAUCUUCGAACAUUACGUGCAGUUCGAGUCCUUCGACCCUUGAAGUUGGUUUCUGGAAUUCCAAGUUUACAAGUUGUACUCAAGUCCAUCAUGAAGGCAAUGAUCCCCCUGCUUCAGAUUGGAUUGCUACUUUUCUUCGCCAUUCUCAUGUUUGCAAUCAUUGGAUUAGAAUUUUACAUGGGAAAAUUUCAUAAAGCGUGCUUUGAUAGCAACAAUGAAAUAGUGGGUGAGUCUCCUUGUGGGACAGACUCUCCUGCUCGAACCUGUCCAGUUGGAAUGAACUGCACUGAAUACUGGGAAGGGCCAAAUUAUGGAAUUACACAAUUUGAUAACAUCCUGUUUGCUGUGCUGACUGUAUUCCAGUGCAUCACCAUGGAGGGCUGGACUGAUCUCUUGUAUGAUAGCAAUGAUGCCUUAGGAAACACCUGGAACUGGUUGUAUUUUAUCCCCCUCAUCAUUAUUGGCUCCUUUUUUAUGCUGAAUCUUGUCCUUGGUGUCCUGUCAGGAGAGUUUGCCAAAGAGAGAGAGAGGGUGGAAAAUAGACGUGCAUUCUUAAAACUGAGGAGACAGCAGCAAAUUGAGAGAGAGCUGAAUGGUUAUCUGGAGUGGAUUUGUAAAGCAGAAGAGGUGAUACUGGCAGAGGAGGAGACUGACACUGAGGAAAAAUCACCCUUUGAUGCUAUGAGAAGAGGAACAAUAAAAAAGAGUAAAACUGAUUUACUGAAUCCCGAAGAGGGUGAAGAUCAUCUGGCAGACAUUUCUUCUGUUGGAUCUCCUUUUACAAGAGCAAGUAUUAAAAGUGCCAAACUUGAGGGAUCUUCAUUUUUCCGCAAGAAGGAAAGACGGUUUCGCUUCUUCGUCCGACGGGUAGUGAAAACUCAGGCCUUUUACUGGACUGUCCUUAGUCUGGUAGCACUCAACACAUUGUGUGUUGCAAUUGUACACUACAAGCAGCCAGGUUGGCUCUCUGACUUCCUCUACUAUGCAGAAUUCAUUUUCUUAGCACUCUUUAUGUCAGAAAUGUUUAUAAAAAUGUAUGGGCUUGGAACUAGGCCUUACUUUCAUUCUUCUUUCAACUGUUUUGAUUGUGCGGUUAUCAUAGGCAGUAUUUUUGAAGUCUUCUGGGCUGCUGUUAAGCCAGGUACCUCUUUUGGCAUCAGUGUUUUACGGGCACUCAGGUUACUUCGAAUAUUCAAAGUUACAAAGUACUGGGCCUCUCUUCGAAACUUGGUUGUCUCCUUACUGAGUUCCAUGAAGUCAAUUAUUAGCUUAUUGUUCCUAUUGUUCCUCUUUAUUGUUGUAUUUGCCCUUUUAGGAAUGCAGCUCUUUGGUGGCCAAUUUAAUUUUGAAUCUGGCACACCCUCCACCAACUUUGAUACUUUUCCUGCAGCAAUAAUGACUGUAUUUCAGAUUCUGACUGGUGAAGAUUGGAAUGUUGUGAUGUAUGAUGGGAUAGAAUCCCAGGGCGGUGUUAACAGAGGGAUGAUUUCUUCAGUCUAUUUCAUUGUUCUGACUCUCUUUGGAAACUACACUCUGCUGAAUGUAUUCUUGGCCAUCGCUGUGGACAACCUUGCCAAUGCACAAGAACUCACAAAGGAUGAACAAGAAGAGGAGGAAGCUGCUAAUCAGAAACUUGCACUGCAGAAAGCCAAGGAAGUAGCAGAAGUGAGUCCAUUGUCAGCUGCCAACUUGUCAAUAGCUGCGAAAGAACAACAGAAGAACCAGAAACAUGGAAAGACAGUGUGGGAGCAACGAAUGAGUGAGAUGAGAAAGCAAAAUCUGAUGACCAGUCGGGAGGCCAUUUACAAUGAAUUAGACCCUGAUGAGAGGUGGAAAAUGGCUUAUUCCAUGAAUAUCCGACGUGACAUGAAAACGCACUUGGAUCGGCCUUUGGUUGUUGACCCUCAGGAAAACAGGAACAACAACACUAACAAAACAAGGCCUUCAGAACCCUCAGCUGAUCACCGAAGCAGUCAACAAAGGGCUGAGGAGUUUCUGAGAAAGCAGACCCGUUACCAUGAUCGAGCCAAUGAUCCAAACAAAGACAGGACAUCUGAAAGGGAAAUGGGGGGUGUGGAGCAGGGAGACAGGCCCAGGAGGUAUCGCAGUAACAGCAAAGAAGGAGAAACAAAUCGAGAUGGUGUUCCUAAAGAUGUGGAAUACCGUGGAAGGGACCGGGAGGGAAACAAUGAAAGGAACACACGGGAUGGUGAUAGUGAAAGAAGUAGAACCAAUGAACCUCACCGGCGUCACCAACACAGACCAGGAGUAAGCAAAGAAGGGAGAAGUGCCUCACCAAGGACUGAGGGAGACAGGGAGCGCAGACACAGACCACACCGGCGUAAUGCAGAAAGUCACGAUGUCAGUGGAGUAGAGGAGGGUAUCAAAAGUGAAAGAAGUGAGAGGCGGUCAAAGCACAAAGAGGGUUCCCGGGGCAACAAGGAAGGGAAAGGAGGUGCAGAAAGUGAAAAUCUGGAUGGGCCAGAAAAACGCCGCAGAAGCCGUCAUGCUCAAUCCACUUAUGAUAAUGACGCUAAAAAAGAAAGAGAUGAUAAGGAUCCAACAGCAAAAGAAAGGAGACACAAACGGAAGAAAGAAAGCCACGGAGGUGUUCUGCCUGCUCCAGGUGGCCCAGCCCUUUCUACCACUCGGCCAGUGCAACAGGACAUGAGCAGGCAGAAUGGACAACAGACAGAAGAUAUAGACAAUCUCAGAAACAGCAAGUUGGCAACCCAACCCUCCAAUCCCAGGAAUACCAAUAAUACCAAGGAUGUCACAAAUCCAGCUAACCUUUCCAAUCCUGUCAAUCUUCAUAAUCCUGGAAAAAUUGGAAACCAUACUAACCCUCAUAAUCCUGGCAACCCAUCUAAUCCCCAUAACUCAACCAAUCGUAAGGCCCCAACUACUACACCUGGAAAUCCUACCGAUCCUGGGAAUCCCAAAAACCCGGAAAACAGCCUUAUUCUCACCAAUCCAACUAAUCCAACCAAUCCAAACAAUCCAGCAAAAAAUGCUAAGAAGCCUGAUCAUACAACUAUUAAUAUCCCAUUUGCAGAUCCAUCUUUGCAAGUAAACAAAAAUGCGAACACUGAUGUUUUGCCGAAAAAGGAAGAAGAAAAGAAAGAAGAGGAAGAGAAGGGUGGUGAUGAAGAUGGACCGAAACCAAUGCCACCCUUCAGCUCCAUGUUUAUCUUCAGCACUACAAAUCCACUGCGCCGAGCCUGCCAUUACAUUGUAAAUUUACGCUACUUUGAAAUGUGUAUCCUCAUCGUCAUCGCAAUGAGCAGUAUUGCACUGGCUGCAGAAGAUCCUGUCCAACCAACUGCCACAAGAAAUAAUGUUUUAAGAUAUUUUGACUAUGUAUUUACUGGAGUCUUUACUUUUGAAAUGGUUAUUAAGUCUCCUGAUGUAGAGAAGACCACAUCGAGAGCACCUGAUGCAGUAAACCAGGUUGAAAGUGAGGCAGGUGGCUGCCUGACAACAUAUAAAAUGCUCACAACUGGCUCUCUGCAUGCCACUGAAUGUGAAGCUUGGAAGCCACCAUCGCCGGAGUUGGGGUCAGAUCAGGAGUCCUCUGAAAUGAGCCUUAUGGGUGGGAGCAAAGGGAAAGAUCUGAACACCAUCAAAUCUCUGAGAGUACUUCGAGUGCUACGACCCCUUAAAACUAUCAAACGGCUGCCUAAGCUCAAGGCUGUUUUCGAUUGUGUGGUAAACUCCUUGAAGAAUGUGCUCAACAUCCUGAUCGUUUACAUGCUCUUCAUGUUUAUUUUUGCUGUGGUUGCUGUGCAGCUCUUUAAGGGCAGAUUUUUCUACUGCACUGAUGAAUCCAAAGAGUUUGAGCGGGAUUGCAGAGGACAAUACUUGGUCUACAUGAAGGAAAGCGAUAUUAAGGCACAGAAGCGGGAGUGGAAACGAUAUGAGUUCCAUUACGAUAAUGUGCUCUGGGCUCUACUGACUCUCUUCACUGUGUCAACUGGAGAGGGCUGGCCAGACGUACUGAAACAUUCAGUAGAUGCUACCUAUGAGAAUCAAGGACCCAGCCCUGGCUAUAGGAUGGAGAUGUCUAUUUUUUAUGUUGUCUACUUUGUUGUCUUCCCUUUCUUCUUUGUUAACAUCUUUGUGGCCUUGAUCAUCAUCACUUUCCAAGAACAGGGGGAUAAAAUGAUGGAGGACUACAGUCUGGAAAAAAAUGAGAGAGCAUGCAUUGACUUUGCUAUCAGUGCCAAGCCCUUGACGCGUCAUAUGCCACAGAACAAACAAACCUUUCAAUACAAAAUGUGGCAAUUUGUGGUGUCACCCCCAUUUGAGUACACCAUUAUGGCUAUGAUUGCACUGAAUACCGUGGUGCUAAUGAUGAAGUUUUCUGAUCAGCCACAAUCUUAUGACGAUGUUCUAAAGUAUCUCAAUAUGGUGUUCACCAUUUUAUUCUCAUGCGAAUGUAUCCUGAAAAUUAUUGCCUUUGGAAUUUUGAACUAUUUUCAGGAUGCUUGGAAUGUAUUUGAUUUUGUCACGGUCCUGGGCAGUGUCACUGAUAUAUUAGUGACAGAAUUUUGGACCACGAAAAAUAUUAUCAACCUGAGCUUUCUAAGGCUCUUCCGUGCUGCUCGACUUAUCAAGCUUCUGAGACAGGGUUACACCAUCCGUAUCUUGCUGUGGACAUUUGUCCAAUCUUUUAAGGCAUUACCUUAUGUCUGUCUCCUGAUCGCAAUGCUGUUCUUCAUUUACGCCAUAAUUGGCAUGCAGGUAUUUGGAAAUAUAGCAGUUGAUGAUGAUGAAGAUAGUGAAAUUAAUCACCACAACAACUUCAGAACAUUCUUCCAAGCUCUGAUGCUUCUUUUCCGGAGUGCAACAGGGGAAGCGUGGCAUAGUAUCAUGUUAUCAUGCUUGGGCGGCAAACCUUGUGAUCAACGAUCUGGCAUCAGUGGAAAUGAGUGUGGCAAUGAGAUUGCCUAUUUCUACUUUGUCUCCUUUAUUUUCCUCUGUUCCUUUCUGAUGCUGAACCUUUUUGUUGCUGUCAUUAUGGACAACUUUGAGUAUCUGACACGGGACUCUUCAAUCCUUGGACCCCAUCACCUGGAUGAGUACGUCAGGGUCUGGGCUGAGUAUGAUCCAGCUGCCCGUGGCCGCAUCAGUUACACUGAUAUGUAUGAGAUGUUGAGACACAUGUCUCCGCCCUUAGGCCUGGGGAAGAAAUGCCCUGCGCGAGUUGCUUAUAAGAGGCUUCUGCGAAUGGAUUUACCAGUUGCUGAAGACAACAGCGUGCACUUCAACUCCACACUUAUGGCACUUAUUAGGACAGCCUUGGAUAUCAAAAUAGCAAAAGGAGGGGCUGAUAAACACCAAAUGGACCGAGAAUUGAGGAAAGAGAUGAUGUCCAUCUGGCCAAACCUCUCACAGAAGACAAUUGAUCUACUGGUCACGCCUCACAAAUCAACUGACCUUACCGUGGGCAAGAUCUACGCAGCUAUGAUGAUCAUGGAAUACUAUCGACAAAGCAAAGCCAAAAAGCUCCAGCUACUCCGUGAGGAGCAGAAUCGAACGCCAUUACUGUUUCAGCGUAUGGAGCCACCUUCGCCUACGCAGGAAAUGGAUCCAGGGCAGAAUACCUUACCAGAUCCCCAGCACAUAUCUGGAAAUGGCCUUGCACAAGAUGGGAUUAUGAAAGAAAGUCAAUCUUGGGUCACAGACCGAGCUCAAAAAAUGUUUCAGAAGACAGGGGCUUGGAGUCCUGAAAGAGGUCGGUCAGAAGAAAUAGAAGACACUCGACCAAGCUCCCAGGCUGUGGAGAUGCAAGAAAUGGGGAGGGACGGCUACUCGGACAGCGACCAUUACCUCCCGAUGGAAGGCCACAGUCGAGCAGCCUCCAUGCCACGGCUACCUGCAGAAAACCAAACUAUUGAAGAUACAAGCCCAAUUAAGAGAUCAGCAUCCACAUUGGGUCAUCAGCGCUCCAAAGGCAUGCGUCUGGAUGACUAUUCGCUAGAGCGGGUCAUCCCAGAGGAAUCACAAAGAUCCCAUCGCCGUAGGGAAAGGGGUCACAGGACUUCUGAAAGGUCGCAGAGCCGAUAUACAGAUGCUGACACAGGGCUUGGAACAGACCUCAGUACCACAACACAAUCAGGUGACCUUCCUCCAAAGGAGAAGGAUCGUGAGCGAGGAAGACCCAAAGAUAGGAAACAUCACCAUCACCACCAUCACCACACAUCAUCAGACAAGGAACGCUACUCCGAGGAGCGGCAUGAGUACAGCAGACCUCGAUCGAGGGACAGGCGAUGGUCCCGGUCACCCAGUGCGGGUCGCGAGUGUGUCCCUCAUAGACAGGGCAGUAGUUCUGUGAGUGGGAGUCCAGUACCUUCCACUUCUGGCACCAGCACACCAAGGCGCGGACGCAGGCAACUUCCCCAGACUCCCUCCACACCUAGGCCGCAUGUCACCUACUCCCCUGUGGUGCGAAAAGCCAUGAAUACAUCACAGCAGGGCAGGAUACCAACCCCCGUGCCACGCAGGUACUCACCACCGCCCCCGGAGCAUCAGAGGGGGGAGCGGCAGAGCAGCAGCAGGUCUCCCGCUAUGGAGAGAAGCACCAUCCCCCGUAACGAGUCCCCACGACUAAAUCGCCAAAGCAGCAGCCGCUGGUCCACUCCCAGCUCCCACGUAUCUGAGCCUUACCUGGGAUCUCACAAUGAUAACUAUUACUGCAGCCCUGACUAUGAUGUGCCAAGCGAGGAAACUCUGACCUUCGAGGCUGCCAUAGCAACAAGUUCCGGAAGGUCGCCCAGGACUUCUCGGGUGACGUCAUCCUCUGUGUCCCCUUCACGGCAUGGGCGACGAGUACCAAAUGGGUACUAUCACAAUCUCGGGGCGAUGAAAACAAAAGGACCUGGCACAAGAAAAGGAAUGCAUGAACCCUACAGUGAAACUGAUGAGGAUGACUGGUGCUAGCCCUAACAUUCAUCUUACAUUGCCAAGCACGUCAGGGGGACUCUCUGGGCCUCUUAGGACCUGAGAAGCUCUAGCCUUCUAAAAAAAAGUUUGAAAAAAAAACAAAAAAUGGGAGAAAGGAAAAAAAACUGAAAAAAAUUUUAAACUAAUCUUUAUUGGGUGGGGGUUUGGAGCAUGUGUAAAAAUAAAUCAAAAUGGGGACAUUGCAAGAAACUACGACUCAUGUGGGUCCCUAUAACAGGUUUAGUUGUCUCUAACAUAAAUAAGGAGAGGAAAAAAGAAGUAAACAAAAUCCUAAAAGGACUUUUGGAAACUGUUGGGUUUCAUUGAUGAGUUUUAUCAUCUGUUACCUGUUAAUAUAUAUUGAUAUUGUAUGGGGGAAUGAAGGUUAUCCAGUGCACAACAUGUUCAAUCACAUAAAUUCAUCUGAAUGCCUGCGAUAUUACUGUCAUUUCUGAGGUGUGGGCUCUAAGCAAUGACAAAUGAGAAGAGAAAAAUAAGAAAUCCAUCUACCAGCUUGAAAGUUCUGUUGUGUGCCUUCUUGCCUCAUCAGAACAGCCUAUCACAGCAUGGAAUCCUCAUGAAGCUCUCACGCUAUGGAAAGAGCAUGCCCCAUUCAAGAGCACUUUGAUUUUGCGUACGUACA